Tachysurus vachellii is the source of this 1206-nucleotide messenger RNA. RefSeq names its product serpin peptidase inhibitor, clade E (nexin, plasminogen activator inhibitor type 1), member 3 (gene serpine3). Gene Ontology annotation, molecular function: serine-type endopeptidase inhibitor activity. Gene Ontology annotation, biological process: negative regulation of endopeptidase activity. Bases 1 to 1191 code for a protein of 396 amino acids. Lineage: Eukaryota; Metazoa; Chordata; Actinopteri; Siluriformes; Bagridae. The record is from RefSeq and is a predicted model, not a curated record. The transcript is spliced from 8 exons.
AUGCGUCACCUGUCAUUGACCUCCUUUCUCUGUCUAAUGAUGGUGGAGAGGAGAACAUGCCAUGGCGAUUCAGUUACUAAUUUUGACACCGAGUUCGGCACCAGCGUCUACCGAGCGCUCGCCAAGAAAGAUAACAGCUCCAACUUGAUUGUGUCUCCAGCAAGCAUCUCUCUGGGUCUGAGAGUGUUGCAGCUCGGUGCAAGGGGCAACACAUUGGCGCAGCUUGAAAGAACCGUAGGAUUCGACACCAACGACUCUAGUAUCCUGGAGACUGGAUCUCAGAGCAGAUGUGACCUGUACAAUUCUGCCCAGGGUGCUCGUCUCCAGUUUACUAACACCCUGCUCAUCCAGAGCGGCGUCCACCUUCGGCCAGAAUUUACCCAGGAUGCUAUGCAGUGGUGCAACAGCAGCCUGAUUAGUGUAAACUUCAGCCUUCCCAAUUACACACAAGGUCAAUUCCAAGAACCAACAAGCAGCGGUGAGGAGACAGACGCAAUAACAGAGGGCUCAUGGUGGGUCACGGUGCCUUAUAUGGCAUUGCUGAGCUCAGUGGACUUCCAGGGCAUCUGGCAGAAACAGUUUCUGUUCAGAGGGACACAAAACCGGCCUUUCUCUUUGGCUAAUGGCAGCACCAUCAACGUCCCCAUGAUGUACCAGUCGACCAAAGUCAUGUUCGGUCAGUUUCAUUUGCCAUCAGAUCAUCGCUACGCCGUCCUCGAGCUGCCCUACUUUGGCAAAUCCCUAAGCCUUUUGCUGGUAAUACCGAGUGACAGAAAGACCCCACUCUCACUGUUUCAAACACAACUCACCGGCCGCACUGUGGCAUUCUGGGAUACAGGACUGCGUCUCACCAAAAUGGACGUCUUCCUUCCCAGGUUUAAACUGCAGUCUCGGCUCAACCUGAAGCCCGUCCUCCAGUCACUCGGUAUUUCAGACGCGUUCGAUCCCUUCGUUGCUGACUUCAGAGGUAUAUCAGAUACAGAGGGUUUCUAUGUGUCAGAGGCCAUCCAUCAAGCCAUGAUAGACGUGACGGAGGAUGGAACUGCAGCAGCAGCAGCCACAGCCAUGGUGCUGUUGAAAAGAUCCAGAGCCCCCGUGUUGAAGGCGGACCGCCCGUUCCUCUUCAUCCUACGCCGUGUAAAUAGAGGUUCAAUGCUAUUUAUAGGCAGAGUGAUGAAUCCAGUGGAGUAGAAAACAACUUCACAG